AUGCCGGCCCCAACCCAUGGGUCCAUCCGAGAUAUCGUGAAGCAGCGAAUCAUUGCUGUAGUGCGAGAGGUGAAGGCGGCAGACAGCAUGAAGGUUUUGAUUCUAGAUACUCCAACCCUGAAGACUAUCAGUGCUGUUUGCCGCACCAUGGAGAUUAUCGAAGAGGGUGUUUCUUUGCUGGAGAACUUGGAGAGGAGGAGGCAACCGAUGCCGGGCAUGCAGGCGAUCUACAUCAUUCACCCGAAUGAGGAUUCUAUUGAGAAGGUGAAGAACGAUUUCAAGUCAGCGCAAGAUAGCAUGUAUGCCGGAGCGCAUAUUUACCUUACAUCGCACAUCUCAAACGACCUGAUCUAUUCAAUGCGACAAUGUAAUGAACUUGUUCAAAGGACGAAAUCGUUGAAAGAAUUGAAUUUCGAAUUUGUUGCUCUCGAAUCGCAAGUAAGGGCUGCGGAUGAAACGAUGUACGUUCUGAUAGAAGACAUGCAGUGUUACUCCCUGGGACUACAUGAUGCCUUCCGUACACUCUAUUCACCCGUCACUGUAGCUAAGAACGCCAUGAUUCACACUAUCGCCGAUCGCAUGCUGACCUUGUGCGUCACACUGGGGGAGUUCCCCAACAUCACCUACAAGAAAGCUGCAAGUGCUGAGUUUGACAUGGUUGAGAAGAUAGCGAAAGCUCUGCAAGUCAGCCUGUCAAACUUUGACAAGCAGAUCGUGGAAGGGAAUAGUUGGUGGCAGCCGAAAAGAUCUGAACCUGCAAACAUCUUGAUCGUCGACAGGAGGUCGGAGGCAGGAGGGUUAUCAGACAUUGACGUUUCGUUCAGCUUUGACGCCUUGACGCCGUUGAUGCACGAAUACACUUACCAGGCAAGGUGCUUGCUUGUUGGGGUUGAAGGCUUGACGGAGAUACAGGCGAUGGUGUAUGAUCUGAUGGAGAUGAAGGAUUCGAAAUACAAGUACACGACAAGCAACGCGAAGGGAGAGGAUGUUGAGAAAGUCUCUUCACUAGAUGAGUCAGACGCUCUUUGGGUCCAGCUGCGUCACAUGCAUAUUGCAGACGCGAUCAACUUUGUUAUUGAUGAGUUCAAUCGUUUUGUGCAGCAGAACAAGGCUGCAAAUAUGGCGAAAGGAGAAGCAAAAUCAUUAAGAGACUUGAGCGAGGCUAUCAAAUCAAUGCCUCAGUUCAAAGACCGUCUCGCCAAAUAUUCUCUGCACAUGGAUCUUACAAAGAAGUGCAUGGCCCUUUAUGAGCAGAAGUUUCUUGAGAAGAUUUCCACAGAGGAGCAGAACAUGGCGACAGGAGCAGAUGCUCAGGGGAAAGCGUUGAAGACCGUCCAGCAGUCGGUCAUGAACGUGCUACAGGACGAGCACAUCUCCGAGAAAGACAAGCUACGUCUCAUCCUCAUCUACGUCAUCUCACAAGAGGGACUGAGUGAGGCCGACGUUGACAAGCUGGUCAGCUCAGCUCAUCUCCAGAACACGAGCUCGGCCCAGAGGAUCGUCCAGAAUCUCAAGCACCUCAAUGUCACUCUGAAGCAAGCACAAGCCAAACCCAAGGGAAUGAUCUCCAGUGGCAUGACUGCCGCGUCCAAGCUCUUCCCCUUCAUCAAGGCUGAUUCGGACAAGAAAAGACCCAAGAUGGCGACGGACGUGGGAUAUGAUCUGUCUCGAUAUCGCCCACCCCUCCAAUAUAUCAUCCAGGAUGCUCUGGAAGGCAAACUCGACCCCAACGAGUACGUGACUACUGCACCUACGUCCUCCAAGUCCCAGGCCGAGACAAAUAGCAACGGACCAUCGCGCAACCCCCGAAACAAGGCUUCUUGGGCUGACAAGUCUGCGAUCCGCCGGGACGAGCCCAAGGAGGCGAGCAAGAGCAAGGCCGGCCCGCGGCUGAUCGUGCUGGUGGUUGGAGGGCUCGCGUACUCAGAGCUGCGAGCUGCCUACGAGAUGACGACGAAGGAGAUCAUCAUCGGGUCUACGGAGAUGAUGGCACCUGAGGCUUUUCUCGACUCUCUUGCCGUCUUGAGUGAACCGACAGUCUAA
This is a messenger RNA of Guillardia theta CCMP2712, 2043 nucleotides long. It is a transcript of the gene SEC1A, whose product is annotated as Sec1 family protein A. The record is from RefSeq and is a predicted model, not a curated record. Bases 1 to 2043 code for a protein of 680 amino acids. Gene Ontology annotation, cellular component: plasma membrane; secretory granule. Gene Ontology annotation, biological process: vesicle-mediated transport; intracellular protein transport. NCBI's taxonomy places the organism in Eukaryota, Cryptophyceae, Pyrenomonadales, Geminigeraceae. Gene Ontology annotation, molecular function: syntaxin binding. The transcript has 30 exons.